AUGAAUGCAGAGUGCUUUUUCUACCUCAUGUGUGUCAUUAUGAUGUUCUUUUUUAAACAAGGAAUUGUAGCUACUACAAAAAGUAAUAUGAGCGAACGGAAUUUUUUAAUAAAAAAAUUUUACAAUAACAAAUUAACGAAAACAUUUGAUAAAGAUGAUUAUCACUUCUUUCGUUUAGUUUUUAUAAAGUUUCUCAUUAAAUCAAAAUUUUUAAAUAAAAAUGUUGUAAACCUAGAUGACAUGGUCAGAAUUCUGGAGAAUAUAAAAUUUGGAAUAAAUCAAAAAAGUGACCAUAUAUAUAUGUGUCUAUAUAACGAAAUGAAAAAUAUAUCAAUAAAAAGAUAUAAAGAAAUAUAUGAAAAAAAUGAAAUAGAUAAAGAAAUUACAAACGAAAUUGAAAAAAUUACAAAAACCAGGAAAAAUAAAUUAACUCUCAUGUCACUCAUACCUUUUCCUAUGGAUGAGAUAUUUAAUUCUAGAGAGAGCUAUAAAAAAGUUCAUAUAAUGUUAGAUAUAUUGUACGUGUCUAUAAUAACUAGCUAUGAGCAACUAGACGAGAAAGGGAAAAGACAUAUGCUAAUGUUAAUGUAUGAACAUACAAUAAAUCAUUGGAUGAGUUUGAACUUUUUAAGGAAAAUAAUGCAAUAUAAAUUAUCAUUAAAUAAAGAUAGUAUAUUAUUAUAUAUAUCUUUAGAAAAAAAAAAUAAUAUAGAUGAUGUAACAAAAGAAGAAUAUAUCAGGGAUAUAGAACUGAAGCUAAAAAAUUUAGUACAAGAUUUCUUACAUAAAUUAUACCCCAGUUAUGUAGGUAUGGAAAACUCUGCAUUUGUAGUUGAUAAGUUUACGAAAGUCUUUAUCCCGGAACUGCGAAUUAUAGGGUAUAAAACGAGAAGAGAAAAUAAGUUGAAGAGUAACAUACAGGGUUGCCAAAAUAAGGAAGAAACGCAAAAUAGUGCAAAUAACGCGAAUAGUGAAAAUAACGCGAAUAGUGCAAAUAACGCGAAUAGUGCAAAUAACGCGAAUAGUGCAAAUAACGCGAAUAGUGCAAAUAACGCGAAUAGUGCAAAUAACGCGAAUAGUGCAAAUAACGCAAAUAGCGCAAAUAGCGCAAAUAACGAAAAUAGCGCAAAUAACGAAAAUAGCGCAAAUAACGAAAAUAGCGCAAAUAACGAAAAUAGCGCAAAUACUGAAGGAUGUAAAAAAUAUGGGGUCUCCUCCAAUUUUUUCGACACAGAAGAAAACAUGAAUAAAAUAAUUCUACAGAUUUUGUUAACUGACUCGUACGGGAAUUCAACCAUAGGAAAAGAUGAUACAUACGAUGUUUAUUUUACUAUUGAAAAUGUUUACAAUAUUUUAUUAGACCAUUUUUUCCACAAUGAGGAUUUUUCAUUAUCUAUUGGAAAACUGUCGUACGAAAAAGAGCCAUUCGAAGAUCAGCUAUUCGUGAACCCGUCAUUCGUUAUGGCACGAUAUCUAUUUGGUGAUCAACAAAAUGGAAAAUUAAAAGAAGAGGAGAAGAAAUAUGAAGAUAUAUCGUUACAUAUAUUUCUAAAAAUUAUCCGUAAUGUAAAAUUUACGUUUAAACAUAUACAAAAGUAUGUACUAAAGAACACCAAAUAUUUGAGCUCCUUUCAUUAUAUUCAUUUUUAUGGUGCAUGCACGAAAUAUAAGAAUACUGAUAUUAUAAAAGUAAUUGGAAAAUUUGGGGAAGACAUUGACAACAGUUUAAUUAAUAACGUUAUUAUAAAAAUGAAGGCAGAUGAAAUUAUUGCACAUAUAAAAUUAUAUUCAAAAAAAAUGAGUAAAGACAAUAUUUUGAAUUAUGUAACUACCAAACAGAUAAAAGAGCAAUUAAAUCGAUCAAACUAUUUUUAUGUUAUGUAUUAUCUAGUAGAUAAAACUAAAGAAAUACCCAAACCUAUUAACUGUACUAUUUGUAGGCAUUACAAGUAUCACUAUAUUAUUCUUUUUAUUGCUGCAGCUAUUCCAUCUGUAAUCAUUUUUGCUAUAUUUUUUAUUAUUUGCUAUUGCAGAAUAUAUAAGUGCACAAAUCCGCAAUUAGCCUGUUCUAAGCACAUUUCAGAAAUAUGCCCUUGGCUAUUCUAUGUUAAAACAUCUUCAAAUCGUUAUAAAAGACUAACCAAACCACAUGGACAAAGAAAAAUGCAGACAAAGGCCAUGACAAUAGCGACAAAAAAAACGAUACCAGUUCUGAAAAAAGGCUUCAAAAAUGAGCGCCAAGUAAAAGUUAACAAAAAAUAA
Plasmodium malariae is the source of this 2262-nucleotide messenger RNA. RefSeq names its product conserved Plasmodium protein, unknown function. The record is from RefSeq and is a predicted model, not a curated record. The coding region runs from base 1 to 2262 and encodes 753 amino acids. The transcript has a single exon. Lineage: Eukaryota; Apicomplexa; Aconoidasida; Haemosporida; Plasmodiidae.